Molecule: messenger RNA, 590 nt
Organism: Lagenorhynchus albirostris (white-beaked dolphin)
Lineage: Eukaryota; Metazoa; Chordata; Mammalia; Artiodactyla; Delphinidae
Product: histone H2A type 1-H-like
Exons: 2
Coding region: 68-472 (134 amino acids)
Cellular component (GO): nucleosome
Molecular function (GO): structural constituent of chromatin; protein heterodimerization activity; DNA binding
Source: RefSeq, a predicted model, not a curated record
GUUGCUCCUUAUAGAACAUUUCUUUUUCGCUUUUCUUGUGGCUGUUUUUCCCCUGCUAGCACUCAGUAUGUCUGGGCGCGGGAAGCAAGGAGGCAAAGCUCGCGCUAAGGCUAAGACCCGGUCAUCGCGAGCCGGGCUCCAGUUCCCCGUGGGCCGAGUUCACCGCCUGCUCCGAAAGGGCAACUACUCCGAGCGGGUCGGUGCUGGGGCCCCCGUGUACCUGGCGGCGGUGCUGGAGUACCUGACGGCUGAGAUCCUGGAGCUGGCGGGCAACGCGGCCCGCGACAACAAGAAGACGCGUAUCAUCCCGCGCCACCUGCAGCUGGCCAUCCGUAACGACGAGGAGCUCAACAAGCUCCUGGGUCGCGUGACCAUCGCUCAGGGUGGCGUCCUGCCCAACAUCCAGGCUGUGCUGCUGCCUAAGAAGACCGAGAGCCACCACAAGGCCAAGGGCAACGUGAGAACCAAUUAGAUCACAGCGCGGGAACUAGGAAUCAGACUGAUCUGCACCCAUACGUAAGGUCAGAACCGGCACCAGCACCAUACUACUCUCCAGCCAGUUUCCUUUUCUGUUAUCGUCAUGGCUCGUA